Molecule: messenger RNA, 2304 nt
Organism: Closterium sp. Naga37s-1
Lineage: Eukaryota; Viridiplantae; Streptophyta; Zygnematophyceae; Desmidiales; Closteriaceae
Source: the annotation of a GenBank genome assembly
AUGGAUGAUCUAGCGAGCGUGCUUGCCGCUGCGGGCCUCAAGUCGCAAGGCAAGCACACGCCGAUGGUGCCGAAGCGACCCCCAGGGGGAGGCAUGGGCGGAGGCAUGGGGGGAGGGAUGGGCGGAAGCAUGGGGGGAGGCAUGGGGGGAGGCGGAGCACCCAGCUGGGGUGUCGGCGGCGCAGGAAUCGGGGGAGGCCAGUUGGGCGGAAGCGGUGUGAGUUCCGGAUUGGGGGGAGGCACGGGGGGAGGGAUGGGUCGAGGGGUGGGCGGGGGUAUGGGGGGGAGUUCAGGAGGUAUGGGGAAUCUAGGAGGUAUUGGAAACUUGGGGGGUAUGGGGAAUUUGGGAGGCAUGGGAGGGGGAAUGGGAGGAGCAGGAGGAAGCAUGGGAAAUCUAGGAGGUGGGAUGAACAAACCUGCUGCAGGUAUGGGUGGUGGCAUGGGUGGGGGCGGAAGUGGCGGCAUGGGUGGCGGCAUGGGCGGCAUUGGUGGCGGCAUGGGCGGGGGCUUGGGCUCCUUUGGGAAAGGCAUGGCCAGUGGCGGCAGUAGCGGCGGGAGUCGGGGCGCGGGUACUGGUCUUUCCAGCAACGCAUUUGCGGGGCUGGGAGUGGCGGAUUUCGGGCUGGGAGGCGGAAGCGGAGCGGGGAGCAAGGGCGGCGCGGGCAACACGUCGAGUCGCGGCCAGACCCCCACGAGAUCCGGAAAUUCCGGCAGAUCGUCGCCGUCCGUGACCGAGGAUCUCUCGUCAGGAUCCACCGGCGGCGGCGGCGGCGGCGGUGGCGGGGUGGCUGCGACGGCGUCGGCGUUUGACGAGCUGAUGAGCCAGGGGUUCGAGAUGCCGCCUUCGUCGUCGUCUGCGACGUCGUCGGCGAAAGGCCGGCGCGAUCCGUCGCCGGUGCCUGCUGCUCACGCGGACGACGACCUUCUGGCGGGAUUCGGCAGUUCCGCCAAGCCUACGAGCACCGCGGGGGGUUUAUUCCCCGAGGAGGGAGGCCCCUCACCCAUGCCCUCGCACUCCUCUGCUGCGCCUGCUGCUGCUGACCCGUUUGGAGUCGAUCCGUUAUUCGGUACAGCCGCCCCUGCCUCUGCUUCUGCUGCUGCUGCUGUUCCCGAUCCUUUUGAUGCGUUUGCCAUGCCUACUGCUGGAAGCGGCUCGGGAGGCUCGGGAUUAGGAGAGGGAGGGGCAGCAGGGGCAGGCGGGCGCGGGUCAGGGGGGAGUGGGGGAGGGGAGGAAGCAGGAGGGAGACGGCAGCAGUCGGAGCAGAGAGGUGGAGCAGGUGGUUUGGAUGGGUUUGAUGAUUUUGCUGCUGGUGGCGGUGGGAGGGGAGGAGGGGAGGAGGAGGAGGAGAGGGGAGCCCCGCCCAGAAGGCGGAGGCCGGGAGCAGCGGCCAAUGGGGAGGUGCCAGGUGGCGGGUAUGCUCCACCGUCGGAUUCGGCGUCAGCAGCGGCGGCUUCAUCUGCUGCUAUGAAAGAUGCUAUGGAGAGCGCUCAGCGGAAGGCGGAUGCUGCCCGGGCUGCUAGAGAGAAGGAGAGAGAGAGGGAGAAGGAGAGGGAGAGGGAGAGGGAGAGGGAGAGGGAGAGGGAGAGGGAGAGGGAGCGGGAGGAGAGGGAGAGGGAGAGGCAGAGGCAGAGGGAGAGCGAGAAGCAGCGGGAGAAGGAGAGGGAGGCGGCGAGGCAGCAGCAGCAGCGAGCGCAAGAAGCAAAGAGCAGAGCCUCGCAACCAGCCCCACCAAAGCAGCAGCCUUCGUCAGCCGACGAUUGGGCUGACAUUCUCGGGGGAGGCGGGGGAGGGGGGGCAGGCGGCGGAGGGGCAGCAGCAGGCGUGCGGACAGGGGGAGGCAGUCGGCUGGACGAGUUUCAGGAGGUGGAGGGGGAGAGUGAGGAGCGGCGGCAGCUGCGAUACGAGCGGUUUCAACGCCUGCAGGAGAGAGCGGCGGCAGCGCUGGACGAGAAGAAGAAGCGAGACAUGGACGUUCUCAAGGAGCAGGAGGACAGACACAAAGCUGGCGAGAUGUUGGAUAUUGAGAUCAAGCGGUGGGCAGCGGGCAAGGAAGGCAAUCUGCGCGCGCUGCUCUCCACUCUGCAGUUCGUGCUAUGGCCCGAGUGCAAGUGGGAGCCUGUGGCGCUCACAGACAUCAUCAGUGCGGCAGCAGUGAAGAAGUCGUACCGCAAGGCAGCGCUGUGUGUGCAUCCGGACAAGGUGCAGCAGAAGGGCGCGACAGUGCAGCAGAAGUACAUUGCUGAGAAGGUGUUCGACCUGCUCAAGGAGGCGUUCAACAAGUUCAACUCAGAGGAGCUGUUUUAA